This is a messenger RNA of Penaeus vannamei (Pacific white shrimp), 656 nucleotides long. The record is from RefSeq and is a predicted model, not a curated record. NCBI's taxonomy places the organism in Eukaryota, Metazoa, Arthropoda, Malacostraca, Decapoda, Penaeidae.
ACGAGUCCACCAUCCGGGGCAUGUUCUUCGGCCACACUCACGGGGACUCCUGGCAGAUCCUCUACGACCCGGAGGACUACGUGCGGCCUGUAGCAGCGGCCUUCAUCUCCCCCUCAGCGACGACGGGAAGCCAUCGCAACCCGUCCUUCCGCGUGUACACAGUGGACGGCGGCUACAGCGGUGCGACCUGGACAGUGAUGGACGCCCAGACGUACAACAUGAACAUGACGACCGCCAACCUGGAGGGCGGGGUCCCGGAGUACACCCUGAGGUAUGAGGCGCAGGACAGCUACGACCUGCGCUCCCUCACUCCCGCCAGCCUCGACCUCCUCGUCACCCGCUUGGCCUCCGACGACGCUCUCUUCCGCACCUUCCUCAGGAACGUGAACAACUAUUGGGACGAGCCGGCGGAGAUGUGGACGUGCGACCAGGAGUGCCGCAAGGGCCAGCUGUGCGGACUCGUGCGGGGCGACUCCUCCAACGACGAGCCCUGCCAGCGGAUCCAGGACAUCGUCGACGGCGCUUCGAAGUAGGGGCGGGGGGGGGGGGGGGGCCUCCUCUGCCGGGGCUUCGGCAGUUCACUGAUGAUUUCUUUUUGCGAGAACUUUCAAAAAGUUGGUUGGAUAUCUACCAUGAUAAUAAAGUUGAUAAGCAUA